Pseudopodoces humilis (Tibetan ground-tit) is the source of this 2895-nucleotide messenger RNA. It is a transcript of the gene HEBP1, whose product is annotated as heme binding protein 1. Gene Ontology annotation, molecular function: heme binding. Lineage: Eukaryota; Metazoa; Chordata; Aves; Passeriformes; Paridae. The record is from RefSeq and is a predicted model, not a curated record.
AGCCGAGCGGGGCCGAGCCGAGCCGAGCGGGGCCGAGCGGUGCUGGGCCGGGCCGAGCGGUGCUGAGCCAAGAAGCGGCAUCAUGCUGGGCAUGGUGAAAAACUCGCUGCUGAGCACGGUGGAGGCAUGGCCCUACCGCCUGCUGAGCAAGGGAGAGAAGGAUCAGGUCAGCUACGAGGAGAGGGCGUGCGAGGGCGGCAGGUUCGCGGCGGUGGAGCUGGUGGGAAAAGCGUUCGACGAAGCCUCAAAGGAAGGGGCAGUCAAACUCCUCAAGUACGUCGGAGGAAGCAACGACAAGGGGGUUGGAAUGGGCAUGACUGCUCCUGUCUCCAUCACUGCUUAUCCUGCUGAAGAUGGCUCCUUUCAGCAGAAGGUGAAAGUCUCUCUGCGGAUCCCAAGCCAGUUUCAAGACAACCCUCCUUGUCCUACUGAUGAAAGCAUUAAGAUUGAAGAAAGACAGGGGAUGAUCAUUUAUUCCACGCAGUUUGGUGGCUAUGCCAAAGAGGCAGAUUACGUCAGCUACGCUGCCAAGCUGCAGGCUGCUCUGGGGAGUGAUGCUACAUACCGCAAGGAUUUCUACUUGUGCAAUGGAUAUGACCCCCCUAUGAAGCCUUACGGACGCCGCAAUGAGGUCUGGUUUGUGAAGGAGUGAACGUCUGGCUCCUUGUGGUGCUGCCUUGCACUGAUAACCUCCCCACACUGUCCCUGUCCUCUUUAAAAUAAACUAAUAAUUCAGCAGAGGCAAAAAACGAUCACUGCUUUUCUCCAUGCCUAUGCCUUACUCUUUUAUGGACCAUAAAAGUCAUUUUAGGAGAACACUUUCUGACCCUCCUGAUGGUCCCGCUCCUUUAUUCCAGAGCAGGUCCUCAGCCACACAGACUCUCUUGAUCUCUUCUUGGCUUGUUUUUAUCUCCUUUGUGCUUCCAGAGUUCAGUGCUGAAAAAGCCAAAAGUACUUAAUUGACUGGUGCCUGACAAGAGUCACGUCCAAGUGUAGGCAGACUAUUAGUCCCACCUGAGACGGGUAGGGGAACAUGACAAAAGUGCCUACAGAGACUUUUUUAUCUCCUUUAGUUUGCUGCAGCUGUAAAAUGCUGCUUUUAUCUUUGCCAUUCCACAAACAAUCUAAAGGGACACUUGGCAUCGCUGCCAACACAGCCAAGUGAAAAUAAAACGUUCUUUACAUUAAUUCAGAGUGUGCAGAAGAUCAACACUUCUGUCGUCUGUCUGAGAAAUACCAUUCAGAGAAAGAUCCAGAUUCUGUUUGCAGCUUUCUUCUGUUUGAGGAGAGAUGUUUUGGCAUGUGAUGUGUAUUCAUCUCAGCUAGCAGCUGGACAAUUUGACCUGGAGACCUCAAGAUUAUUUCCUCACCUUCCUAUUACUUUUGUGCAACAUUUCUUUAAAACUAGCCUAUGCAAGGGCCAGAGCAGAAAUGUGUGUGGUUAUCUAAUUGAACUAGAGAAAUGCAAGGCUGGGAAGAAAGCAGAUGCUUAUUACUUGUGAUCUGAGGGUGCAUUUGAAGAACGGUGAACAUAUGGUGAAGUUACCAUGGGUGCCAGUCUAAAAAACUUUUCUUAAAAGAUGUCAGUUUUUGAAGGGCUCCUCAGACCAGCUGUUUUCUUUAGAGGAGGAAAAGGAAAACCUGGCCAUUCUGGAAAGCGGGGACUUUCAAUAAUGAGUCAAAUAAUGAGUAGCCUUUUGGAAAUUUCAAAUACAAUAGCAAGUGUGGGUCAUGUUUCAGGAGGAGUGGCAAUGUUGAAAUGUCAGGUAUCAAACCAGCAUUUUAGCUGUGUUGGCUCUGCUGGGGAGGCAGCAGGAUGCCCACAGUGGGAACACUCACACUGCUACUGGGUGUGUGUAAUACCUUACCUGCACCGGAAGAGGUGUAGUCCUCUGGUGAUGAAGUGGCCCGUAGUUCAGAUGCUUUCCAAAAGCCAUUUUCCCCUAGAGCUGAAAGAGGCAUUUGUCAGAUGGCAUUGUGGCUUCUGGCUGGUCAAGCUGUUGCAUGUACGCCUGCUUUCUGAGAAAAAAAUCUCAGCAGGAGAUUCAAAAGAGAAAACCUGAGGUUUUGAUGUGCUUUUCUUUUCUUUCUUGCUGAGCCAUAUAAGAGCUUUGCUGUGAACUUCAUGAGAGUUUCAGUCACCUGUGUGUAAGAGCAGCUAGUUCAGGAUGGGUAAAAAGAUAUAAUUUAAUUAAGCAAAAACCAAACAACAGUGAUGGGGAAAAGCUAUUGGCUGUGGUUAGUGAUUGCAGUGCAGAAUAAAGAGAUAAGAAUAAAGAAUAAAGGAUAAAAAGAGAAAUCAAGACGAACAAAGAAAUAGGCUUUUGAAGGAAUUUUUGAAGCAGCAAAUGCCCUUUUAAGCUUGCACCUGAAUCCAAAGGGACCAUUCAUGUCCCAGAUUAUUUUAAUCUGGGAGGGUGAGGAAUGGAGGAGCACAAUAUUGUCCUCUUUAUGCCUUCCCAGGUUUGUUUUGGAGCUUGUGUGGAUACAGUCUGAUGACCUGUGGUGAAUGUCCUUCAAAGAUCAAAACCUUGCAAUUUCUCAAAAUUUAUGUUGUGAAAUCUCAGAUGUUAGGGAUACCAGUAAUAAACCUGGUAUAGACAAAGCUGCACAGCUCAGCAGCAUGGUGGGGUUCUUUUAUAUAAUGCAUACCCUCUGAACAGAGUGUGGGAGCUUCAGAUUCAACGGUGAGAGUAAACAUCUGUAGGCUCUGCCUGUGCAGGCCUGCUACCGGCCUUUUGCAUCAGGCAGGCAGGAUAGGAUUUCAUAAACAUUGUUAAAUAAUGUCAAAGCCUUAUGCAAAUUGAAUUGCCUUUUCUGUACACACAAAGAUGCCUGUGUUUUGUCUGCAUUUUCCACAAUUUCAAAAUAAAUAAAAAUUAAUAUUGUGAUUUA